Messenger RNA from Torulaspora globosa, 390 nucleotides. RefSeq names its product Rim1p (gene RIM1). Bases 1 to 390 code for a protein of 129 amino acids. Gene Ontology annotation, molecular function: single-stranded DNA binding. The record is from RefSeq and is a predicted model, not a curated record. The transcript has a single exon. NCBI's taxonomy places the organism in Eukaryota, Fungi, Ascomycota, Saccharomycetes, Saccharomycetales, Saccharomycetaceae. Gene Ontology annotation, biological process: DNA replication.
AUGUUUCUGCGCCAGCAAGUACGUGCAUUCCAUGCUACAGCCAAGAAGUUUGAUCUCGCCAAGAUGACCAUCGUGGGUCGUGUGGGAACCGAGUUCAGCGAAUUCACUUCCGCCAACAACAACAGAUACGUCAAGUAUAGCGUCGCUUCGCAACCCAGAAAGGACGGACCCACCAGUUGGUUCAACGUGACCGUGUUCAGCGAGCCGCAGAUUAACUUUCUGACUCAGUACGUGAACAAGGGGGCCUUGGUGUACAUCGAGGCGGACGCCUCUCAGUACGCCUUCGAAAGGGAAGACGGCUCCAAAGGUGUCAGUUUGAGCCUUGUCCAGAGAGACUUCAACCUCCUAAGGAACGGCAAGUCCGAGGAAGCUGAAGCGGGCGGCCAGUGA